Molecule: messenger RNA, 3875 nt
Organism: Amoebophrya sp. A25
Lineage: Eukaryota; Dinophyceae; Syndiniales; Amoebophryaceae
Source: the annotation of a GenBank genome assembly
GUUGUAAGUAAUACGAAUACUGCAUCUCCUUCGUAUGAACAGCAGCAAUUAGGUUGGCCGAUGCGGCGUCUGUUGGGGAGUGGCACAGCAGGUAAUAGUGUAGCAAGUAGUUCGUCUCGCGUUAUAACAACAGCAACAGCUGACAUUGCUGAUGCUGGUCGCCGGAAGAAUUAAGGGUAGGUUAAAGGUGUUCACGUUGCCGCUUGUUUUGCCUCUCCUAAGGGAGAACGGCAGAACGAACGGGAUACAGAAACGCCAAAAGUCUACCUCUAAAAGAAAGAAGCGGCUCGAGCAGCGUCCGUAGUGGCUGCACGAGAUACCUACUUCGGGCAUGCAAGUGUUUUAGUGCAGGCUUUCACAGGCCUACCGCAAAUGUGGGGUGCGCCGAAUAUAGGGCUUUGCACAAAAAUGGAAAUCCAAGUUCAUACCAGCUCAUCUAGCUCAGAUUUUUUCGCCGUGUUCAGCUUGUAUUCAGAGGAAUGAUAAGUAGGAAGAUGAAAUAUCCUAUUUGGAAUGCGUCUAAGAGACAGUCGACGGGAGGUGACUAGCUGGGCACCGGGUCAUCAUAGAGUAACCCGAUUUUCACCCUUACCCGGAGCACCAGCAAACCGAGACCAGAAAUUUGGCGAGAUCUUUCUCUUGGAAAUGGAAGGCAGAACAACUUUACCGCUGCGACGGCAAAAGACAAGAGGACUGCCCGCUACUACUAGAGGGGAGCCAGUGUUAGGAAUAGGAGAAUAACGGGAUCUUUUUUCCUCAUUUCCUAGUUUAUAUUCCCUCCCUCCAAGCUACUGUGUGCAUUCAAGACCGCUACGAACACCUAAAAACCCCCAUAGUGAAUAACAAGUUCUCACUUUUGAGACCUAAGAACCCCCAAGAUGAACAACAAGUUCUUACUUUUGAGACCUAAGAACCCCCAAGAUGAACAACAAGUUCUUACUUUUCAAUGAUCAGCGGAGGAUGAGACAUACCUCUAACGACAGGCGAGUGUCGUAUUGGGGCGACGCGACCUAGUGUUGGAGCGACAGGAUCUUCCACUGCAGUUUCAGAGGUAGCAGGUGACGACAAGGAUGAACAAGCACAAGAAGGACAACUGCAGGACUUGGAAGGGAGAGAGACACAGCCACAAGAUGAAGUAGGACAGCACGAGGCACCUGUGAGGGGCCAAUCGGGGCCCUGUAGUUCGAGUCCAUCAGGCUCUUCUGUGCGACGACGGUUGGGAGCACCUUUGAUUUAUGCGUCACCAUAGAACUUUCAAUAUUCACCUUGCCAGUUGGAGGUUCUAAAUACAAGAAUGUCGUCAACCAUUCACUGCAAGACACGUAUUUUCAUCAACGUGAAAGGAGUAUCUUUAGGAGUCGAUGUGUAAGAUACUCCCAGGAAUGAUCCUUAACAAAGCCGUAGUAGUACUGCCUCAAGAACUUCUAAUCAUUCCCCCCUGCGCGAUCUUUUGUCGAUCGUCCGACAGCACGUGAUGUGUUAGCUGUUGAGGGACGAGUAGCACUCGGAGAUUGGGUUGUGUUUGAUGCGCCUGACGCCAACCAGAUACAUUACCUACAAAAUAGUGCUGCUGUGGUUUCACCUCCAACAUCAACAUCAUUCCUAGAGAGGUCCAACGAUAGUUUAGGAGACAUCAAACGCAGUUCUAGUACCACUGAAGCAGAAAGAAAACACAAGACUACUACUGUGUCUUCACUUGUUGAUCGAGAUGAAGGUGAUCUUCGUGCUGGUCGUAGGGCUGUGGAUACUAAUCAUCGUGCUGCGACGAUGCAGGAUGGAGAUCACAGUUUGCGAUCACCAGCAACUUCUAGUACUGGUGGCCACCUACUGGCGAAUGCGGUCUCCAUGCAGCAUUUGUCUACUCCGAGUUCGCGUGUCGAUGAAGUAGAAGUUGGAGGUAGAACUAGAAAUGAAGAGGCCUUCUCACUACAAACAAACCCAGAUGAGCUUGAAGGUGCAACUGGAACAACAACACGUUUGAGCGCGAAUGAAGGCACAGUUGCAGUUUCGUCAAGACUUUGGCAGUUAGUCUCGUGUCGCUGGAUCGAAGUUCGGCGAGCAUGGUUGUGGACGUUGCGACAGGAAGACGCGCAGGAAGUGCGCUAUGCACAGGUUUUGUUACGGCAAAUUUGUAAGCCUCGUGGUCCUGCACCUGCUCAUCAAUUAGCUUGCGCUUGUAUGAUCAGAUUUAUCUUGCGCGGCUUGUAUUAUCAGAUUUAUUUUCAUAGAUAAUUGUUGUAGUCGUAUUAUCAGAUUUAUUUUCAUAGAUUUAUUUUCAUAGUCGAAUUACUAUUCUAUCAUGCUUCAUCCUAUUCUAAGGCGAGAUAGUCCGCCUGGGGAAGCGGGAAGUCGGUUUGCAUUGGCGGACUUCUCGAAUCGGUUGGAACACUGGCUACACAGGCGACUUGAGAGCGGUCGCCGCACUACGAUGUGGAAUAGCCGGAGCAAUGACGUUAGGGAAGUGGUAGAGCAGAUGCACAUGCAGGUGAAGCCGAGGACUGAGCUGCCGAGAGGAAGUGAGCAACAGAACAGAAGCAUGCAAGGCAAUGGAAGCGCUGUGGAGCGGUUGGCGAGAGGAAGUGCUGACCACGGUGCAGUUGGUGCUCAGCCUGCAGUUUCCGGAGAGAGUGAUCAAUCAGCUAGUCACUCUUUUUUUCGAGUGAGAGGACCGGUCAGAGGAGUUACGAACGAGGUCGGAGAACAUCAAGGAGGUGCAGAAGAACAGUUGCUAUCUGCAGAUACAAGUGCUAGGACAGCAGAGUUUUCGCCAUUUUUAGACCGUCCAGAGAAUGACAGUUCUUGGGUACCAGCUGGGCAAUUAGUAUUAAGGGUUUCCGAAUUGCAUUCCGCACUACCAUCCCUAGCUCUUUUCCCAGUAGAAAAGCCAGGGAUGUUCUGAGGAAUGUAUGAAAUUCCGCGACCUCUAAUAGUAGCCGAGUGGGUGGAGGCGCUGUCAGAGGGAAAAUUACGGCCAAGAUUCGACCUGGAGCGCGCCGGCGCAUUCACCAAUGUAGAUCUAGCGAAGUUGGCGGCGGCUAGUCGUUCGCUGGCAGCUGAAAUGAAGAGUCUUGUGACUUGAGGUUGAUGGGGGUUUUAGUUCUGACGAGUCUAUUCUAAAACUAGUUCUCCCGUUCUCUAGUGCUAGUAGAGCACUUACAGUUCUGACGAGUCUAAAUUCAGUGCUUGAAUUAACUAAAACUAGCUCUCUCAUGAUCAUGUUAGACAAAAUUAUAGACACAACAACGCUCGUAGUACUACAACAUGGAUAUGAUUAGAGACAUGUCGACAGUCUUGAUUCAACAUAGAUCGUCAUAGCAUUGAUAAAAUCGUUGAAGAGAAUACGGUCAGGUAGGAGUUAGUACUCAUUAAGAAUAUAGUCCGAGGUAGUGCUGUCAGCAUGGAGUUUGUACUGAAUGGCAAGCUUUCCUGCAAGAUGAAGGUAUGCUGAAGGUCUAAAGCUAGUAAAGCAUGAUGAUCAUAUUAAUGUAGUUUGCGAAAUUAUAGGAGGCAUGCUUUUCAAAUCUCAACAAGGGUAAUUGAUAGUUAUAAACAACUGAUGCGAACUGAUCGACAAUAUUGAAAUAAGUACAUCGUUGCACUGGAGGUGUCGAGGUCUGAAAAUUCGUACAGCAUAGAAAUACAUAUAGAACAAGCCGUACACAAGUAGGAACAGACAUUUGAAAUUCUAUUCUGCCUACUUGCGUCAAAGUCAAUGAUGAGCUGAGUCUGAAAUUCUCCUACGGGGGCAUCUAGUGCUGUUACAGUGUUGCGAAGAUUCAAAUGCGAGAAGGCAUAAUUGAUUGCAUUACCAUUUUUAUGUGCUGCAAUUAUCAGGCAAUCUAGUGUCUGCUAGGAAAUCUAGUAGGCCCACACCU